Arctia plantaginis is the source of this 1629-nucleotide messenger RNA. Lineage: Eukaryota; Metazoa; Arthropoda; Insecta; Lepidoptera; Erebidae. The record is from the annotation of a GenBank genome assembly.
AUGAAAACCUUCCAACCGAAUAAUUACGUAUCUCCUAAAAACACGUUGGAGGCGACGCCCACGAAUGACCUGGGAGAAAGAAUGGCGUCACUGUCAGGACAAGGCACUCCCAAGCUAACCUCCACCGUCGGCAACCUCUACUAUGACUCCAUCCUGCCGUACCGGGAAGAUUCCCAGGCGCAGACACGGGAGUUCCUGGCGCGCGUGGUCGACGUACUUCUGGACUACGUGCACGCCGUCAAUGAUCGCAACGAGAAGAUAUUGGAGUUCAAGAUGCCGGAGGAGAUGCAGAAGAUGUUAGACCUGGAUUUACACGAGGAGCCGUUGCCUCUGAAACAGCUGCUGGAGGACUGCAAAAUGACGUUGCGGCACCAGGUCAAGACUGGACACCCCCACUUUUUCAACCAGCUCUCCUGUGGACUCGACAUUAUCUCUCUUGCUGGAGAAUGGCUGACCGCUGCUGCCAACACUAACAUGUUCACCUACGAGAUCGCUCCGGUCUUCAUCUUGAUGGAGAAUGUGGUGCUUGGGAAAAUGAGGAACAUGAUCGGAUGGAAGACUGGAGACUCCAUUUUGGCUCCCGGUGGUUCGGUAUCCAACCUGUACGCGUUCUUGGCUGCUCGUCACCACAAGUUUCCGCAGUACAAGGAGAAGGGGCUCAGCUCCAUCAGUGGACAUCUCGUCAUGUUUACUUCUGACCAGUGCCACUACUCGGUGAAGUCGUGCGCUUCGGUGUGCGGCCUCGGCACGGAUUACUGCAUAGCUGUGCCCUCAGACGAGCACGGACGCUUGAUACCCACGGAACUGGAGCGCCUGGUCAAGUACCAUAAGGACAGGGGCAACGUGCCGUUCUUCGUGAACGCUACUUCUGGCACGACGGUGCUGGGCGCUUUCGACCCCCUCAACGAUAUCGCUGACAUUUGCCAGAAGUACGACAUGUGGAUGCACGUUGAUGCUGCAUGGGGCGGUGGUCUACUGUUCUCGAAGAAAUACCGCCACCCUCGUCUUACAGGAAUUGAAAGAGCUGACUCCGUGACCUGGAACCCGCACAAGCUGAUGGGUACCCUGCUGCAGUGCUCCACCGUUCACUUUAAAUACGAGGGUAUCCUCCUGAACUGCAACGCCAUGUCAGCUGAGUAUCUGUUCAUGACGGACAAGAUCUACGACCCCAAGUACGACACUGGCGACAAGGUCAUCCAGUGCGGCAGGCAUAACGACAUCUUCAAGUUGUGGCUCCAGUGGCGUGGCAAGGGAACCUCCGGCUUCGAGCGCCUGAUGGACCGUCUCAUGGAGCUCUCCGAGUACAUGGUGCGACGCAUCAAGGAGCAGCCUGAUAAGUUCUACCUCAUCCUGGAGCCCGAGAUGGUCAACGUUUCCUUCUGGUACCUGCCAAGACAGCUGAGGGGCAUGCCGCAUGAUGCCAACAAGGAAAUCAAACUUGGCAAGGUUUGCGCCAAGCUCAAGGGUAAAAUGAUGCAAUCUGGCACCCUCAUGGUGGGCUACCAGCCUGAUGACCGCCGCCCCAACUUCUUCCGAAACAUUAUCUCGUCAGCAGCUGUCACCGAGAAAGACGUGGACUUCCUUCUGUCGGAGAUGGACCGCCUCGGACACGAUAUCGUGAUCGAAUAA